This is a messenger RNA of Corylus avellana, 1233 nucleotides long. The record is from RefSeq and is a predicted model, not a curated record. NCBI's taxonomy places the organism in Eukaryota, Viridiplantae, Streptophyta, Magnoliopsida, Fagales, Betulaceae.
AUGGACAAUACAUUUCAACUCAAUGAUGUUGAUAUGGGUGAUGAUUCACCCACUGCCGACCCUACUCCUGGAUCUGGUGUGUCUGCUAGUACUGAAUGCACACCAGAUGUACAUGUUAAUCUGGUUUCUCCUGCUGUUGUUGUAUCUAGGGAUGGGGCUGUGGCUUCUGAGAGGCGGUUGAUUGCAUUUAGUGAUAUAGCAAAGCGUUUGGACUUGGGUUCUAAUAAACUUGUUUUAGAUGUUCCUACUCGAUGGAAUAGCACCUACUUGAUGUUGAAGACUGCAAUUAGGUUCAAGGAAGUGUUUCCUAGAUACCAUAGAGUAGAGCAAGCUUUUCUGUGGGUGGUAAGUCCUGAACAGUGGGAUAAGGUUGAGAAUGUGAACCAAGUUUUAGCUGUUUUCAAUGAUGUGACCAAUGUUGUCUCUGGAAGUGACUACCCUACAUCCAAUCUGUUUUUACCUGAGGUGUGGAGAAUGAAAGAAAUUGUGGAUAUUAAGGCUGGGGAUAGGAAUGAAUAUAUGAGAUUAAUGUCAGCUAAGAUGAGUGAUAAAUUUGAUAAGUAUUGGGGAGAAUCUAAUAUGGUGAUGGCCUUAGCUGCUGUGUUGGAUCCUAGAUACAAAAUGAAGUUGAUUAGGUUCUGUUUUCCUAUCAUUUAUCCACUUGAUACGAAAGGUGAUAACAUAAAGGGGGUGUUGAGUACUUUGAAAGAGUUGUUUGAGGUUUAUGUUGCUGCCCAUAAUGCAUCUAUCAUUCAACAACAAGUAGCUGCUGAAGUCAGUGCUGCUACUACUUCAGUUGCCUCUGUUACAGAGGAAGUUUCUGGUGGCAGAUCACGUUUUAGGCAACAUGUUAGAAGCAAUGACAUCAUCCGGCCCAUAAAAACAGAUUUGGAUGUUUAUCUUGAAGAAGAUGUAUUCAUUUCUGAUAGUGAGCAUGGUGAAGAUAGUGAUGCAAACUUUGAUGCUUUGGGAUGGUGGAAAUCCAAUGCCUUAAAGUACCGCAUCUUAUCUAAGAUGGCACGGGAUGUAUUGGCUGUUCCAAUCAGUACAGUUGCUUCAGAAUCAUCUUUCAGUGCGGGUGGUAGAGUUAUUGAACCCCAUAGAGCAUCAUUAUCAAUUGAUACUGUUGAGAUGCUCCUAUGUGGUGCAGAUUGGGUUAGAGCACUUCAUGGCAUUAAGAAAAAAUCUCGAAUACCUAAAAUGGUGGAAGUGGAAUUGCCAAAUGUGCCGUGA